Molecule: messenger RNA, 612 nt
Organism: Phoenix dactylifera (date palm)
Lineage: Eukaryota; Viridiplantae; Streptophyta; Magnoliopsida; Arecales; Arecaceae
Source: RefSeq, a predicted model, not a curated record
AUGGUUGCAGUCUUGAAUGCCUCUUCCCUAUCAAGCCAAUUGUCUGUCGUUCAAACUUUGACUGGAAAUAAUUAUGUGAGAUGGAAACGAGACAUAGAAAUAGCACUGGGUCUCUUGGGUUUAGAUUUUGCUUUGGAGGAGCAGCCUUCAAAACCAACAGAUAAGAGCACUAUCGAAUACAAGGCUGAGUAUGUCAAAUGGGAAAGAGCUAACAGGCUAUGUUUGAAGAUUAUCAAGCGUUCCAUAUCUGAUUCCAUUAUGGGUGCUAUACCGGACCACGACAAUGCUAAGAAUUUUUUGGAUGCUAUAGGACAGCGAUUUGUUGAGUCCGAUAAGGCUGAGACUGGGGACCUAAUGGAUAAAUUUAUGAAUAUGAAAUAUGAUGGUGUUUGUGGAGUUAGGGAGUACAUCAUGAAAAUGUUGCACAUAAGUUCUAAAUUGGAAGCCCUCAAAGUUCCCAUUGCAGAGCCUUUUCUUAUCUAUCAUAUUCUUAAUAGCCUUCCUAGCCAGUUUAAUCAGCUUAAAGUUGCUUAUAAUGCCCAGCGUGACAAAUGGGAUUUGAAUGAUUUGAUUGCUGUGUGUGCCCAAGAGGAGUAUAGAAUACGUCGUUAG